CUACGAUAUAUUUUCAAAUUGCAUGACACUAUUAGCCAGUUGAAUUGGUGACACUUGAUACUUAUGCGAACUUCGAAAGCAAGCGCCGUGCCUUUCUAGCUUCGCACAUAGCUGACAAAAGACAGCAGCAGCCCUAUCAACUGAAAGCAGAGAGGAGAAUUAUCUACUAACUGUGAGGUUUUACUCGAUAUGGAUAGUGACUUGUUCCUGAAACGGCACCAUAGCAUAAAGUCUCACCUCACGAGCAUGCCAUCGGAGGUUACGGACGAUAUGCGAGACGAGGGCCUUCUAGACCAGGAGAGUUGUGGCUUCGCUGACGAAAUGCCCACCAGCCCGCAAGGCCGCAGCAGCCCUGGCACCAGCCGAAGCAGUGGCUUCAGCAGCAGCAUACUUACGCAGUCGCCAGAAGAUGCCCUGUCAACUAUGUUCGAUCAACGUGUUGCACUGCUGGCGGCGACAAUGGAGAGCCUUCGCAGCAAAUGCGAGCUUCUACAGGAGCAGCUGACGGAGUCUGGAGCGGUUUGCAGCAGCUAUGCGGCACGGUUGGCUCGCAGCGAGGACAGCGCUCGGCGACUGCGGCUAGAGGUGGAGCUGGGGAAGGAGCGCGAGCGGCAGCUGCAGCACGACGUAACCCGGCUGGAGGCGCUGCUGGAGGCGGGGAGACUGCAGGCCUCCGUUGCGGAGGCGCGGCACCAGACGGCGCUGGCUGAGGAGCGGGCGCGCACGGAGCGGCUGCGGGUGAUGCGGGAUGAUGCGCUGCUGCAGCGCGACAAUGCGCUGAGUGAGCUGUCGGGCUGCUACGCGGACGUGGACGCACUGCAGGCCACCCUGGCCGACUCUGCGCUCUACGUGCGCUACCUGCGCAAGCGGCUGCUGGAGCUGGAGCUGGCGGCGGCGCGGCAGCAGCAGCAGAGCCAGCAGCAGGAGCGGCAGCGGCAGCAGUCGGCAGGCAGCAAGGAGGGGGAAGGCGGCGAGGGCGGCGGCAGUGGCGGCGGCGGCGGGGUGUUCAGCCUGGCCACCAUACGCAAGGCCAUCCAGGCGGCGGUGGCGGAGGCGGCGCAAUGCGGGGAGGAGGAGCGCCGGAAGAGAGUACGGCAGCUGCAGCUGAGGUGGCAUCCAGACAAGAACCCGGUGCUGACGGAGUUCGCGACGGAGGUGACCAAGAUGAUCAACGAGGCGGUGGCCGAGAUGGAGCGGGCUGCGGGUGUAACGGGGGGAGGCAGCAGCACGUGAUGAUGUCAUGGAGGAUAGAUGGAUUGCGUGAAAGGCCGAAUUGGCUCUGGCAGCGAUGUGCGUGCGUUCGGUUAUAGUAUAAUUUAUUGACAGCAUCUCUUUUGACUGCAGGCGUCCUUGUCAGUCGCCUUUCAAGAGAGUGGUUCCACUAGCGACAGCGUACGGUUCCUAUGUGUCAUUCAUCUUUAGCCGUUCAGUUAACUAGAUAUAGUGGUUGUGCCAAUAAUUCGGAUGCAUUGUUUCCAACCUCGAUUUUGUGCACCAAGCUUGUCACGGAAACCGAGUACUAGCUAGAUGCCACGCAGGCUUUCAUCGCGGCUGGCUCUGCAAGCUUUAUUGCUCGAGCUUUACCACUCGCGUGUAUCAACGUUUUCAGUGACUUUGUUCAAUGCUUGCAGCUGCUAAACAGUAAUUGCCAGAUAUGCCAUGUAGGUGCAACACAACGCAACUGGCGUUAUAUGAGAAGCAGUGUACAGGGCACAUCAACUUAACCAUGCAUCGACGAGGCUUUACCUGUGCCAUCCAGCGCUGCGUUGACCAAUGUGCUGCGGAGAGGUGCAACAUCAUGGGGACAAAACAGAAAGCGGCAGCACGACUACUUCUCACUUGCGCCCUGAGCAAGAGGGAGGCACGGCUAAGUUUUGAGGUUUAGCAGCAGCACGUCGUACAUCGAAUGCAGACCAGCAAGCCGCAUCACCAAGCCGCACCCAGCCAGCUACCAGGCACCCUGAACCGGACCAGGGUCGUAACCACCAGCAGCCUCGCCCUCGGGCACAGCCGGCAGCAGCGAGGCCCCAGCAGACCCAUGUGCACAUCCGCACUACGUACGACAGCAACGGCCUCACAAGACAGCAACCAUACAAGUGCACCCUCACCCCAACCCUACCGCCCCAUGCAGCAGGCCACCACUCCACCCCACCUGGAUGAUGCCUUAUCACACGGUCAGUUAGUUGUUUCCUCUUUACCACCCCGCCAGGACUCCUGCUCUCCUGCUCGUGCCUCCCUGAGGGCCUCGGUCGGGCUCCCCUGCCUCCACACCCGCACCUGCGCCCUCCACCGCAGCAACCCGGCGCCCAGCCAAGGUGUGGCGGUCUACAUCAACACCAGCAGCAACAGCAGCGGCGUACACAUGCGGCAGGGGGACGUCCUGGUCUUAGAGCACGGCGCUGACAGCUUGUUCAACAUGAACUCAGCGAGGAGCCGACAUGUCUUCCUCCAGCCUCCAGCGUAUCUACCUGCCAGCUUGCGUGCAUGCACGUACUGCUGAACCCUAUCCAAUCCCUCCUGGGCAUCCCCCCUGCCCCCUUCACCCCCUACCGCACUGUCCGUAAUGGAAGACUAGCACCCAUGUACAACACGCGCCUCUCCACCCGCAGUUCAAGUAGGUUUGGAACAAAUGGAAGCUUUAUUUUUAACUUCUGAUCCACCUCCGGUUAGCUCCAGUGGCGCCAAAGCGCGCACUUUGGACCAGCGUAGUCAGUUUCGGAGCGGUCGGUUGACGCCUUUGCUCGUGGUAUGCUGGCAGCUGGCUCAGAAGGCAUGAAUACACAAACGCCACUAGGUUGCUUCUUGUUUGUCGCAAAGCCAGCUAAAUUCAUAUAACCUCAUACAGCGUUCCUUACUUCCUUUCCCGAGAAUGGUUCCACCUCCAAAGCGCGUGGACGCUGUGGAGGUCCGGAAUACGACCAGCAAUUCUUUGACUUUUAAAGUAGCUUACGACAACCAUAAGGAUAGGCGGAAAUCCUCGAGGAGCAGACGGUUGAGCCAGGCUGCUCCCAUACGUUCUCGGCAAAGGAACUCGACAUGGGAGGCUGGCAGGCCGUCGCCCCGGUGCUGCGGGUGCACGUGACGGGUCCCGGCGGCCGCUGCCACGAGCUGCAGCCGGCGGUGGUGGGGGUGGUGCCGCUGCUGCGGGUGGAGGCGGGCGAGGAGGCGGCGGGAGGGGCGGUGCGGCUCACGCAGCAGCACUAGGAGGCGGGCAGCAGGGAGGGGAGGGGAGGUGUGACGGAGGGCCAACGUAGAUUCCCCCCCAAUGCCAGGAGGGGCUGCAGGGGAGGGGCAGGCAGGGGAGGGCAGUCGGCAGCGAGGCUGCAGGGGCUGUGGCACUGGGGUCGCAGCAACAGGAACAGUGACAGCACGGGGUUGCGCCAAUGCGGCGCAUGCAGCGGGCUGUGCGGGUGUGUGAUGCAGCAGUUGACAGUUGCAUGCGGGGCCGCCCGAGGGGGGGAGGGGGGCUGCAGCUGGGGGCGAGGUGGGGUGCUGGUCGGGGCUGGAGGGGCGGUUGCACGGCCGUUGUGUACUCACCAACAGGCACGUCAUGCAAGUUGAAUGGGAAGGGCAAGAGACGGGUCGGCGUUAGAGCAGUUACAGGCGCCCCUCUGCUGUCCGCUCAUGUGUACAUUAUCAGUAGCUGCUGCUGCCGCUCCGGGGCGCUGUGUACCAUAACUGUGUGUGUAUACCGAUAGUCUAGCUGUAAGGAAAGUUGUAUUGAAGGUGUUUAUGGUGUUGGGAGGUACCGGUAUGUGAGGAGUUUUAUCACAGAAGCAUCAACGCGAGCCGGGGGGUGGCCCCUUGCUGCUGAUAAGCUGCAGUUGACUUGCUCGUUGAUUAGGGUGUCCGGAGGAGGAUCCGUGCGCUGAUGGCUAUAGGGUGAUGGUGGUGGCGGUGCUGGUGCUGGUCUCCCUCGCUGUAGUUGCUCGCAAAGCCACAACUCACCCCCUGCCGCGCGUUCCUCUACCGGUGCAUGUACCCAACCCGGACAGCUCCUCCAGCGAGGCAGCAGCACACGUGUCAAGGAAACUGGCCGCGAGUAGGAACGUACUGGGAUGUCGGAAGAUGAAGUCCCCUGUGUGUGCGCAGCCCCCUGCCAACCUCCCAGCAUCCGCCCCGCACCCAACGACACACCAGAACCCCCCCUCGAGGUGUUGGAUCGGG
Messenger RNA from Astrephomene gubernaculifera, 4167 nucleotides. Lineage: Eukaryota; Viridiplantae; Chlorophyta; Chlorophyceae; Chlamydomonadales; Astrephomenaceae. The record is from the annotation of a GenBank genome assembly.